Molecule: messenger RNA, 2349 nt
Organism: Penicillium subrubescens
Lineage: Eukaryota; Fungi; Ascomycota; Eurotiomycetes; Eurotiales; Aspergillaceae
Product: neutral/alkaline ceramidase
Exons: 2
Coding region: 1-2349 (782 amino acids)
Biological process (GO): ceramide catabolic process; long-chain fatty acid biosynthetic process; sphingosine biosynthetic process
Cellular component (GO): extracellular region
Molecular function (GO): N-acylsphingosine amidohydrolase activity
Source: RefSeq, a predicted model, not a curated record
AUGGCGAAUCUUCGACUUGGCGCUGCCUUGGGCGCAGUCGCCGUGACCUUCUUGGUGUUCCUGCAGUUGAUUGCCGUGAUGCAGCACGCGGAUCAAGUACCUGUAUCGAGCUUCAACAAAAACCUCAAUCACUGGAGAAACAGAGCGGGUGCAGCGACAGAUGAUGGUCUGUUUCUCGUGGGCGCAGGCAAGGCAGACGUGACUGGCCCUGUCGUCGAAGUAGACUUCAACGGCUAUGCCAGUCUAGACCAGCUAGGCACAGGCCUGCGACAGAGAAUCUACUCUCGUUCCUUCAUCUUUGCAGACCCCAAAAACCCUGACAACACCUUCAUCUAUCUGGUUCUCGACACACUUGCCGGCGAUACCGCCGUGAGGCACGGCGUCCUGCAGGGACUCGCUGCGCUUGGCGGUGAUUAUGCGCGCUAUGGCGAGCACAACGUUGCGCUGACGGGGACGCACUCCCACUCUGGUCCUGGUGCAUGGAUGAACUACUUGCUGCCACAGAUCCCGACCAAAGGAUUUGACAAGCAGAGCUAUCAAGCAAUUGUAGAUGGUACUAUCUUGUCCAUCAAGCGUGCGCAUGAGAGUUUGACUCCUGGACGCCUUUCUUUUGGGUCAAUCAAUCUGGAAGACGCCAAUGUCAAUCGCAGCCCCUACUCUUAUGACCAUAACCCCGAGGAAGAGAAAGCGAAGUACUCGGCCAAUGUGGACAAAACGCUGACUCUCUUGCGCUUCAACCGCGAGUCUGACAACAAGACUACAGCCGUGUUGACCUGGUUCCCAGUCCAUGGCACGUCGAUGUACAACAACAACACCAUUGUCACUGGCGACAACAAGGGGGUCGCUGCAUAUCUCUUUGAACGGAGUGUGGAGAAUGACUCGCGCUUUGCCGACGGCGCUGUCAUCGGAUUCUCACAAUCCAACGUUGGCGACACGAGCCCGAACGUCGAGGGUGCGUGGUGCGAGGAUGGUUCGAACGUAAUGUGCACCUACUCAGAUAGUACUUGCGGUGGUUCAUCUUCACGUCGUUCGAGAGAUCUUUCCAGUGGUCUCUCUAGUCGUGCUACGGGUACGAAUGAGGCCUGUCACGGUCGGGGUCCCUUCUUCCGCGAGAAGGACAACGGUGCGAAGAGCUGCUUCGAAAUUGGCAAACGCCAGUAUUCAGCAGCCAAGGCUCUCUAUGGCCAGCUAAGCUCCGGGAGCACUGGCACUGCCCUAACCGGUAGCUCGGAUGUUCGCUCGUUCCAUGUAUACCAGGAUAUGAACGGCUACACGUUUCCGUCACCAUUCAACGGCAGCUCUUUGAAGACGUGUCCCGCCGCACUGGGAUACUCCUUCGCGGCGGGAACGACGGAUGGGCCGGGCGCUUUUGACUUCACACAGAAUGCGAGCGGUCCCGCUACGGAGAAUCCGUUGUGGAAGGUCGCUCGAGCAUUUAUCCAUCAGCCUUCCGCGGAGCAAGAAAAGUGCCAGGGAGCCAAAGACAUCCUCCUCGAUGUGGGAACUCUCACCGAACCCUAUGCCUGGGCUGCCGAUAUCGUGGAUAUCCAAGUUCUGCGAGUCGGCCAGCUCUUCAUCAUCGUGUCUACAAGCGAAGCCACGACAAUGUCUGGACGUCGCUGGAAGGCGGCCAUCACGCAAGCUGCUAAGGACACCCUCUCCGUGUCAAACCCACAGGUUGUGCUGGGCGCUCCAUCCAAUAGUUACGCGCACUAUGUCACGACUGAGGAGGAGUACAACGUUCAGCGCUACGAGGGUGCCUCCACCCUCUAUGGUCCCAGCACUCUUGCCGCCUACAUCAAUCUCACCCUCACGUACCUCCCCUAUCUGGGCAGUGCCUCUGAUAUCGCCGAGUUACCGACGAUUCCGACAGGCCCUAGUCCACCUAUUAACACCAACAACUCACUCAGCUUCAUCACGGGUGUGGUCUACGACAAUGCUCCGAUCGGGAAGUCCUAUGGCGACGUCGUGUCCAACCCCGCACAAAAGACCUACGGACCCGGGGACUAUGUCAACACAACCUUUGUCGGCGCUAAUCCGCGCAACAAUCUCCACCAGGAGUCUACCUAUGCGGCCGUAGAGCGAAAGACGGACUCUGGGAGCUGGGAGGUUGUCCGGGAUGACCGCGACUGGAAUCUAGUCUUUAACUGGAAGCGCACGAACACCGUCCUUGGCUAUAGCGAGGUCACUCUGCAGUGGCAGAUUGAGGAUGACUACUACAGUGUGGAUGAUCCGAAUCCCGUACAGAGUGGCACGUAUCGGAUGCAUUACUAUGGGGAUUCGAAGAAUGUGCUUGGUCAGAUCUCGUCGUUUGAGGGAAUUGGGGGAACAUUUACCGUGAAGGCCUAG